Molecule: messenger RNA, 890 nt
Organism: Phlebotomus papatasi
Lineage: Eukaryota; Metazoa; Arthropoda; Insecta; Diptera; Psychodidae
Product: adult-specific cuticular protein ACP-20
Exons: 3
Coding region: 98-601 (167 amino acids)
Cellular component (GO): extracellular matrix
Source: RefSeq, a predicted model, not a curated record
GGCACAGUAUCGUGUUCAAAUUGUAGUGCUAAACACCUCUUGUAGUGCUACCGUAGUAACUUAUUGUUAGUUUACCAAAAACACUUGGAGAUUAAAGAUGGUCCUGAUGCAUAUUGCUGCUGUUGUCUGUGCUUUGGUGGUAUCCUGUGGAGCCUAUGUGGCGCAGGAUCAUCAUCCCGUUGGCUACUCCUACGCUAAAUUCAGUGGUCCAGUGAGUGGUCCAGAGCAUGAAGUUCUUGUGAAAGAUGACCACGGUCAUGGGCACAAAGUUGACUACAUUGCCAAGCCAGACUACCACUUUGCCUACGGCGUAGAGGAUCCAAAGAGCCACGUAUCCCAAAGCAGGAAGGAGACGAGACAUGGAGAUGCUGUGCACGGAGAGUACACUGUUGUUGACCCCGAUGGCAACAUUAGGCUCGUCAAGUACACCGCAGACAAGCACAAUGGCUUCCAGGCUCAGAUCAUCACAAAUGGUAAACUCGAAGUUCACGGAGACACUACUGGCCACAAUGGCCAUCACCAGCAGGCAGCACCCUUGGGCCACGAACAGUAUACACAUCAUGCGAGUGGCGAGAGCAGCGAGGAAGAUGAUGAGUACUAAGCAUCCUCAGGCUCCUCCAAGUCCUCAAUCUAUCUCCCAAAAUCAUCUUGUGAUAGAGACACCAGAAGCUUCAUCUUCCACAUUUUGAGAUCACUCUUCUACGUUGUGAUAUUAAACUAUCAGGUUAGAUGUUAGAGUUACUAAGUUGUCUCAUUGACAUUCGCGUCAUUCGAACUCAUGCUUUUUUUAUAUAAUGUAUAAACUAUAUAUAUUACUCGAAUAUUGUUUAUUAUGUCCAUGUGAAAAAGACAAACAAUAAAAAAAAGAAUAAGAUACAGAAAAAAAAAAA